This is a messenger RNA of Iphiclides podalirius (scarce swallowtail), 477 nucleotides long. Lineage: Eukaryota; Metazoa; Arthropoda; Insecta; Lepidoptera; Papilionidae. The record is from the annotation of a GenBank genome assembly.
AUGAAGACGACGUCCGUAAUACUAAUCACAGGGUUCUUGGUGUUGCUGAACUGCGUGACAUCGAGAGGGAUGCAUCCCGUGCGUGUUGACUGUUUUGCAAACUUCGUAGUCACGAACGGGAAAGGUGUCAGCGAAGAUGGUUUCAUCAUGAACGCAGCGCUGUCCUGGGGCAAGUGGCAGCUGGCCGGUAGGGACGUGACCACAGUGAACAACAUCGGAUUCGGCAGCGCCAAAGCGGCCAGCUUCCGCGCGUCGGGACGCGAUAGCAGCCCAUCAGGCGCCGAGGGUACAUUCAAAAUAAACGAGGGCGCAAGGAAGAUCGCCGUCGUAGAAUUUUCUAUACCGUUCUGGGGAAGGAACGAAAUUGUUAUUCGCAAUUUGGACGACCAGUUUUUGUGCAAGCAGAGAGGCUUCACAUCCAAGGGCUCACCGACUAUCAAUAUAACGUGUCACAAGGUUACCAGUUGUAAACGAGAC